CAUGUGAUCUCCACUCUGCCUUGGAGCCUCAGACAAACCUGGUUGGUCCUCUAGUGUUUGUGGAAGAGGCAUUUUAUAUGGAGAGCCAUGGCGUCUGCUGAUCUGAGGAAGGAGCUGGAAUGUUCCGUCUGUCUGAACAUUUAUACAGAUCCUAUAACCCUGAGAUGUGGACACAACUUCUGCCGGGACUGUAUUGGUCGUGUGUUGGAUGCACAGGAGGGGUUUGGAUGUUAUUCCUGUCCUGAAUGCAGAGAACAGUUCCAGGAUUGUCCUGCACUGCACAGUAACAUAACACUGCGUAACAUCGUGGAGAAUUUCCUGUCUUCUCAGCCACAUCAGGAGGAGUCCGGGGCCUUCUGUACUUACUGUAUUCACACUCCUGUACCUGCUGUGAAAUCCUGUCUGCAUUGUGAAGCUUCUCUGUGUGACAAUCACCUGAGAGUCCACAGCAAGUCACCAGAACAUGUCUUAUGUGACCUCACCACUUCCCUGGAGAACAGGAAAUGCUCCGUCCAUAAGGAACUACUGAAGUAUUACUGCACUGAGGACUCCACCUGUAUCUGUGUGUCCUGCAGGCUGGAUGGAGAACAUCGGGGACACCAGGUGGAGACUCUGCAUGAGGCCUCUGAGAUUAAGAAGAAGAAACUAAAAAAUAUUCUGCAGAAACUGAUGACAGAUAUAGAGGGGACGGAGAAAAGAGUCCAGAGUCUGCAGGAACAGAAGAGAAAAGUCCAGGGAAAAGCAGAUGAUGAAACGGAGAGAGUCACUGUCCUGUUCAGAGACCUCAGGGGACGUCUUGAAGACCUGGAGAAGAGAAUCCUGAGUGAGAUCUCCGGGCAGGCACAACGGGUCUUUCUAUCACUGUCUGAAAUGAUCCAACAGCUAAAAAGAAAGGAGGAGAAGCUGUACUGUAAGAUGGAUUAUCUCGAGGAGCUGUGUAACAUGAUGGAUCCACUGACUGUCCUACAGGAAUCAGACACAGGUGACUUGUGUGAUACUGAGGAUGGAGAUGAUGAGGACAGAGAGAGACACGAUGAACUCCUCCAUGAUGGAGGGGACCUGGAUGUGGCGGGGAUCUCACACACAUUACACACAGGUUUAUCUGAUAUCAUGUCUGGGGUAAAUGUCGAGAAAUGUACAGACACAGAGGUCUAUCCACAGUACAUAUCUGUUGCAAAAGGCAAAAGUCACACCAAUGCUGAACCAUCCAGAAAACGCCUCAAAUUCACCCCCACCAAACAACGCUCACACGAGGAGGCUGGAGGACCAAAUAUUGGGGCUGUACAGCAAACAUGGGGGGUGUUGGGGGUUACAGACAUAUUACUGAAAGUGAGGACAGCUGGUAAUUAUCUCCACAUAUCAGAUGACAUGAAAACCGCAUCCUCAUCAUCACAUCAGAAUCGCCCAGAAAUACCAGAGAGAUUUCAGUGUCCUCAGGUGAUAAGUAGUCAGCGUUUCUCCUCAGGAAGACAUUGCUGGGAAGUGGAUGUUGGGGGUUCUGUCUACUGGAAAGUAGGAAUGUGUUACCCCAGUAUAGACAGGAGAGGAGUCCAGUCUUGGAUUGGAUGUAAUAAGAAGUCCUGGGGUUUAGAGAGGUUGUGGGGUGAUGAAUACUUAGUGAUGCAUGACAGAAAGGAGACCCCAUUACCUGGCCGUGUCUCCAGUGACAGAGUCAGGAUAGAUCUGGAUUACGAGGCCGGGCAGAUCUCCUUUUAUGAAUUGUGUGACCCGAUCCGACACCUCCACACCUUCACCACCACAUUCACUGAGCCCCUCCAUGCCGGGAUAGGUGUAUGGAAAGGUUUUAUAAAAAUAUGUGAGAAAUCUUCCCAAAGACUGGUGACACCACAGGGUGGGGAAUCUGAUUGGUUCAAUACUCAGCCAAGAAGAGAAAGCAGUGAACAAGAACCAACAUAACUGAUUUAUUUUAAAGCUUCAGGCUCCGGGGGCCAUCAUCUUCAUCCUAAACCUCACUUCACUACCUAGUGUGUCACUGACCGGGAGCAAGCUUGCAGGAGAUCAGAUUGUUCAUGAUUCACUGACUGCAUGUUCUGCAUCUGUGAAACAUGAAGUAGUGCAACCAGAAUUGAGAUGACAGCCCCUGGAGCCUGCGCCUUUAUGCCUCGUACACACUAAAAGUUUUUCCCAACGUAAUUUCUCUCCAGCCUGCCUUGCAUACAGACGUUCAUGCCAAAUCCCGCCCGACCAAAGCGCGGUGAUGUACAACACAUACGACGGGACUGUAACGGUCACCACCGUUUACGAUAUUCCCAUCCCAUCAGUCACAACAGCUUAUCGGACACUCCACAAUCUAGCAGACACGAUCCAUAAUAAUUCCCCAGAAAUAACGAGACAAGCUCCGUUCUCUGAGUCAAAAUGUAUGAACACUUUUAAUGGUAACUCUCUUAUAUUCAGUACAACAUAUUACAGUAAUCAAAGGAACAAAGAACUCUCCACCCACACAUCACUUCAAUACACACUCUCUUAGACAAUGACAUC
Molecule: messenger RNA, 2499 nt
Organism: Rana temporaria (common frog)
Lineage: Eukaryota; Metazoa; Chordata; Amphibia; Anura; Ranidae
Product: E3 ubiquitin/ISG15 ligase TRIM25-like
Exons: 2
Coding region: 88-1917 (609 amino acids)
Molecular function (GO): protein binding; zinc ion binding
Source: RefSeq, a predicted model, not a curated record